Messenger RNA from Paramecium pentaurelia, 1843 nucleotides. NCBI's taxonomy places the organism in Eukaryota, Ciliophora, Oligohymenophorea, Peniculida, Parameciidae. The record is from the annotation of a GenBank genome assembly.
AUGAAUUGUGAAUACCAUAUUGAAAAAACUUUUUCACAUAUAUGUUUAUCAGAAGGAUGCAAAAAAAGACUUGUAUGUGAUUUAUGCUAACAUUGUUAAACACAUUUUUUAGUAUUAUUUUUAUGAUUAUACAGAUUCCUGUUCAGGAUUUAAAUAAAAAGAUAACUACAUUGUAACCUAAAUGGGCUGAAGCAAAGAUCAAACCUGUUCUUGAAUUUCUCAAAUAGAAUAGUUAAAGUGAUAUAAAUACUUUUGAGAUAGAAUAAUAAUUACAAUAUAUAUUUGAUGCAUUUUUAGGAGAAAUUACUUUAAAAUUAAGAGAAGUAUAGAAGUAUUUUAUUGAAAAACUAAGAAUACUUGCUGAAAAUGCUCUAAAGAAUGUUCAAUACUUAAAAUAGAGAGUUGAUUCAAUCUAUAAUCUAUAAGAAUUAGGAUUGGCAUUACAUAAAUAUUAAACUGGCAUUUAUUCUAAAGAGUCAUUUGAUUAAAUAAUAAAAGAUUACUCAAUUAAAAUUUCAGGCAAUUCAGAAAUUUAAAAUAUUUAUUCAUAUAUCACAAAUGAUGGAGCCAAUCAUAAUUAUUUAGAUUUAAUCCAAAUAGAUUUACAUGGUUUUCAUUAAUUUAAAAGUAGAGUUUUGGGUCAUCUUGCAAGAUUAAAUGAUUUUGAUUCAUUUUUACCAACCAAAUACUCUUAAUUACCUUUCAAAAAUAAUGCUACUUUCAGUUGGAAUAUUGUUCAAGGUUAGAACAGUCAUUCCUUUAAUAUACAAAAUAUACAUAAAAAUAUGAUGGUUGAUGAAAUAUUUUAAUCUAAAAGCAAGAUAAUAUGUGUUAUAAAUCAAAACUAAAUUGUAUAAUAUAAUCAGAAUUUUAAAUUUGUUGGAAUCCUUCAUUAAUGUUAAUAAACUGAUUUCUAUUUAGCACAUCAUAUUGAAUCAGAUUUAUAAUUAAUUACUAAAUGGUAAGAACCAACAUAUAUACAUAUGUAUUCAAAUUUUAGAAAAAUUAAAAUCAUAAAAAAUGCAUCAAUUAAUCCAAUAUAAUAAAUCCUUUUCAUUAAUAAGUAUAAUUUAUACUGUAAAGGACAUGAAACAUGCAUAUUAACACUUGAUAGUAAGGGAAUUAUUAAAAUAAAUCCACUCUCUAAUAACUAUCUCUAUGAAUUUACUUAUGGUUAAGGUAUAUAAUAAGUAUAGAUUUUACCUGAAUCAAAAAAUGCACUUAAAUUUUCAACUAGUCAUGGAUUUGAUUCAAUUUUUGACUUAGUUUUAUGUUCCUAUUAAAAAAAUUAAAUUAAAUUGGCCAUUAGAAGUUUAUUUUAAUCACAGCCUUUAUCAAGAAUUUGGGAUGACGAAUCUUUAUCUCAUAAACUUGGACUAACAGAGCAUUGUGAAGUUUAUUUCACAAUUUUUAAAUUGAGUCCCCAAGAAAAAAGUUAUUUGAAGUCUUAAAAAGAUGUCGAAGGAAUAGAUUAUGUAAUAGUGACAUUAUUAAAUAAUUAUGUAACUCUAUGGAAUUGGAAAACUGGUAACUCAAUAAAAAUCAUAGAUGUCUCUGAAAGUUAUGGUAUUAGAACUAUGUCAUCAGUUCUUGGAGGUACUCUUCUUACUAUUAUAAUUCUUAUUGGAUUAGAUGGUUCUAUAUAUUGGAUUAAUUGGAUGCAAAAUAAAGUAAUGACAUGUAAACUAAAGAUUGGAAAUGAUUUAUAGAUUCAUGCUGUAUUUUAUAAUUUUUAACUUAGAUGUCAUAAUGCUUAAAUAAUUUAGGAUAAUCCUAAUUCAUUGUAGCUUUGAGAUAACAAACUCGAGCAUUUAUGACUGUUGCAUAAUUACUUUAUUAUUGA